AUGGUGGCUUUCAUAUCGAAGUUUUGGUUUAUGUUAUUUCCGGCGAAGGAAUAUAAGAUUGUGGUGGUCGGGUUGGAUAAUGCCGGCAAAACAACGAUGCUCUACAAGCUUCACCUCGGCGAGGUUGUUACCACCCAUCCUACUGUUGGUAGCAACGUUGAAGAGCUUGUUUAUAAAAACAUCCGCUUCGAGGCACUUGAUGAUAAUGUCAAGUUAAAGCUCUCUCCGUUUUGCCAUGUUCCGGCCGAAAAUACUAUCACUCUCUAUGAUGUUCUAAAUAUUUGGCACAUUCCUUUACUACUAAGAGAUCAAAAGGCACAUGAAGCAAUCUUGAAAUGA
Molecule: messenger RNA, 339 nt
Organism: Hibiscus syriacus
Lineage: Eukaryota; Viridiplantae; Streptophyta; Magnoliopsida; Malvales; Malvaceae
Product: ADP-ribosylation factor 1-like
Exons: 4
Coding region: 1-339 (112 amino acids)
Biological process (GO): vesicle-mediated transport; protein localization to Golgi membrane; intracellular protein transport
Cellular component (GO): trans-Golgi network; cytoplasm
Molecular function (GO): GTPase activity; GTP binding
Source: RefSeq, a predicted model, not a curated record